AUGGCCUCGGCUUUUUCUGUCUUUGUUGACUUGGUGGGUAUUUAUACCCCACCGUCGGUGGUUCAUUUCCGAGUUCAUAUCAAACUAUUGCCUCUCAAAAACAAUGCCACAAGUAAUCCGGGUGUAGGUGUUAAAGAACAGGCUACACAACAGCAGCCGAGAAGACGUUUUAGCCUAGUAAGAUGUGUGGCCACUUGCUUCAUAGCCCUUAUUGUUCUUGUUGGUCUAGCCGUGUUGAUCGCUUGGCUAGUCGUUAACCCAAAAAAGUUUGUUUACACACUUGAAAGUGGUUCAGUCCAGAAUUUCAACCUAACCAACAACCAUCUCAAUGCCACAUUCGAUUUUGUUCUUAGGGCACAUAACCCUAACAGAAGACUCUCUGUCUACUAUGACCACAUCGAGUCCACGGUGAUAUACGAAGACCAAACCAUCGCAUUCAACACGGUCGAUCCCUUCUUCCAACCUCAUAGGAAUGUCAGUCGAGUCAAAUCUAAACUGAUGGCUCUAAAUUUGGCGAUGUCACUGUCAACAUCUAAAGAUCUCAUGAUUGAAAAAACGUCAAGGGAGAUUCAAGUUGAUGUUCAUUUUAAGACAAGGAUACGGGUCAAGGUUGGUAUUUGGAAGUCCAAUCAUCGUACUCUAAGGAUUGUUUGUUACUCGGUGAUGGUACAUUUAACUCGGUACAAACAUUUUAACAAAGUACCAUGUGAAACAGAACUUUAG
Molecule: messenger RNA, 723 nt
Organism: Hibiscus syriacus
Lineage: Eukaryota; Viridiplantae; Streptophyta; Magnoliopsida; Malvales; Malvaceae
Exons: 3
Coding region: 1-723 (240 amino acids)
Biological process (GO): defense response to other organism
Source: RefSeq, a predicted model, not a curated record